CUUUCUUUCCUCUUUUAGUUUUUUUUCUUUCCUCGUCGUCUUCAAUGAAAUAAGCAGCAAAAAAUUCCUUAAAUCCUAACCCUUCUUCACCUAAAACCCUAAAACCAUGAAAAAUGACAACGAUCCCAUAGCAAUGGAAGCCCGAUCUGAUCAUUCAAAAAAUGCCCAAUAUAUUAAAACCCUAGUUCCAGGUCCUCUCUCUUCCUCUUCGCGAACCCUCCCUUCCAAUCAAGAAUUUAAUUUCUUUAACAACUUCGACAAUUUCAGACUCCCCAUCAAUCAAAUCGAUAAGACAUCGGAUUCUUUGCUGCAAAUCAUUGGCUCGUCGUCUAAAAACUCGGGCCCCAACAAUUCGAUCAAUUUUCCUAACAACAUUGACAGGAUAGCCGACGAUGAAGCUUAUCGUUGGCUCACUGGUAUGAACGACGGAAUCUUGGAACAAUUCAACGUUUCCGUCGACGAAUUUCAAAAGAUUCGAGAGAAAGAAGAGGAAAUGGGUUGCGUUGAUGGGUCGGAUCCGAGCAAUAACGGGUUUCAAUUGGUUCAGGGUAAUAAAAAAAAGAAAGGGGAUGGUGGUUUAACAAGAGACUCAGUUUGUGAGUCACCGAGUGGGAUGGAAGGUUGGAAUUCGAGUUCUUAUUCGGGAGUGAAGGUGAAGAAAGGGGCGUUGGCAGCGGUGACGACGGGGAAAGCGAAAGUUCCAUUCCAUAUACCUUCGAUAAGGAAGCCGCAGGAAGAGUAUAAUAUUCUUGUGAACAAUUCGAAUGAGCCUUUUGUACAUGUUUGGUUGCAGAAGACUGAGGAUGGGCAGCGUUUUGUUCAUCCAAUGGAAAAAGAAUCUGUUAUGGAUUUUGUGGAUAAAGAUAUAGCAGAUAUUGAGCCCAUAAUACCCCCAUCAAUUGAGUCUACCCCAUUCAAGCUGGUUGAGGAAGUAAAAGAUUUGAAAGAGUUAGCAGCUAAAUUACGCAGCGUGCAUGAGUUUGCGGUUGAUUUGGAGCAUAAUCAAUAUCGAUCUUUCCAAGGAUUGACUUGCUUGAUGCAAAUUUCUACCAGAACCGAGGAUUUUGUUGUAGAUGCUUUGAAGCUUCGAAUUCAUAUCGGUCCAUAUCUUAGGGAAAUAUUCAAAGAUCCCGCAAAAAAAAAGGUUAUGCAUGGAGCAGACAGGGAUAUCUUGUGGCUUCAACGGGACUUUGGCAUAUACUUGUGCAAUCUCUUUGAUACUGGACAGGCCUCGAGGGUCUUGAAAAUGGAAAGAAAUAGUUUAGAGCAUCUUCUGCAACACUAUUGUGGAGUUACUGCCAACAAAGAGUACCAGAAUGCAGAUUGGAGAUUGCGUCCUCUUCCUAGUGAAAUGCUUAGAUAUGCUAGAGAAGAUACACAUUAUUUGCUAUAUGUUUAUGAUUUAAUGAGGAUCAAAUUGCUCUCGAUGCCCAAGGAACCUGAACAUAUUGAUGCUCCUUUGGUAGAGGUCUACAAGCGAAGUUCUGAUGUAUGCAUGCAACUGUAUGAGAAAGAGCUGCUGACGCCAAAUUCAUAUCUCAACAUAUAUGGGUUGCAGGGGGCUGGUUUCAAUGCUAGACAGCUAUCAAUUGUUGCUGCGCUUUGUAGAUGGCGAGACUAUAUCGCUCGUGUUGAGGAUGAAAGCACUGGUUACAUUUUGCCAAAUAAAGUACUUCUUGAAAUUGCCAAUCAGAUGCCUGUAACAGCUAGCAAGUUACGUCAAUUGUUAAAAUCUAAACACCCUUACGUGGAGCGAUAUCUCGUUGAUGUUGUUGACAUCAUCAGACAUUCAUUGCAAAAUGUUAUUGCAUUUGAAGCUGCUGCUCAACAACUUAGAAUGGGGCGUCUGCUAAAUGCAUCUGGAGAACAUGUAAAUGGUAGAACAGAUGGGACUAAACAGUUCACUCCGUAAUCUGACUGCAAAUUGAUGAUGGGAGCUAGACGACGAGCCGCUUUUCCGGCAUCUGGGAAUCGAAUUGAUAGAUUCUGUUGAAGUCUCUCCCAUGGUGAAAAAAAAAAUCCAUGUAAGAGAAAUUGAAAC
Molecule: messenger RNA, 2041 nt
Organism: Hibiscus syriacus
Lineage: Eukaryota; Viridiplantae; Streptophyta; Magnoliopsida; Malvales; Malvaceae
Product: protein RRP6-like 2
Exons: 13
Coding region: 107-1912 (601 amino acids)
Biological process (GO): nuclear polyadenylation-dependent CUT catabolic process; poly(A)-dependent snoRNA 3'-end processing; exonucleolytic trimming to generate mature 3'-end of 5.8S rRNA from tricistronic rRNA transcript (SSU-rRNA, 5.8S rRNA, LSU-rRNA)
Cellular component (GO): nucleolus; nuclear exosome (RNase complex)
Molecular function (GO): nucleic acid binding; 3'-5'-RNA exonuclease activity; nucleotide binding
Source: RefSeq, a predicted model, not a curated record